AAAAGGUUCGCGGGAUAUGAGCACCGCCAGUGCGGCGGAAAGGUCCCGCUAAGCGGGGCUUCCGUCAAACAGCCCGCCGGUAACCUGUUUCAUUACCAAGUCUCUUCUCUCUCAUUGCGUAUUUGGAGGAAGAAUAUUAAACUUACAGCCUGAAUUUAAAAAUAGUAAACCAUGUUAACCCUGAUGAAGCAGGUCAUCAGGCUACUGAUGGUUACGGUACAUCAUGCCCAGAAGAAGCAGAAGGCAUCAGGAAAUGUGAAAGGAGGUCUUUUGGUUUCGGUGUCAGCAGAGACCAGCGGAUCUCCCUCUGACCAUGUCUGUGGCACAGUUGCAGCGGCAGGUCACUGGUGCUCAGGAUGCACAUUUGAAGAUGUUCAGCGUGAGGUGACGCAGAAUUUAGAUUCAUCCAUCUGCAUAGGCUCCCCUGCUGACCCAGAGCAGCUUAGUGAAUUCUUAGACAUAUGUGGACCUCUUCGUUUCCACAUCUCUUUCCAGGUGAAUGGAAGGAGUCAGGUUUCCGAAGGAGACUGUCUGAAGACAGAACAAUUGUUACACCGACUCAGCCUUGUCCAUGCACAAGUGGAAAUUUACUUCAGUUUCAAACUAAAUGAAGCCAUAUACCAGAAAAUCUAUCGCUGCAGGGCGGACAGGAGGUUUGUACUAUUGAGCCGCUGCAUAGGCACGGACAGCGCCCUCUAUCUGCUGCCUGCGCCCCCUGCUGGCCCUAGUGGUCAGUGCACCCAGCUGCACCCUGUUCUGGGUGAGGCCUCCCCCCUGCUGCUUCCUCACUCUCUGGUUGAGAUGGGUCUGUGUGGCACCACCAGCCUCCUUCCUGCCGCGGCGCUCAGCCCCUGCGUGGCUCAGAAUCCUAACUGGCCAGCCCAACUUGUUGACAUACGCAUUUUUCUUUACGGUCCCUCCAAUCUGCCCCUGUUGUGUGAUGCUGAAGAGCAUCCCUUGAGCUUCCUACGUGAUCUCACACAUUUACUGUCCUGGAACGAGUUUGGUCUCUCUGGAGUACGAUGCUCAGAAAACUCUGCAGAAGGCUGUUUGCUCUCUGAGAUGAUCUACACUGUGGAGGGGAGCGAGCGAAGUGCAGCUGUGGGCCAGACUCUCCUCCUCUUCCUCUUUCUCCAGCACAGCGACCCCUUCUGCUCACAGCUCUCUGAUUUUGUUGCCAGUGAGGAGCUUCUAGUGCAAAAUCUGGACCGGAUUCUUCAGCACAACCGGGAGACGGUGAAGUCAGCGCUACACUCUCUUCUCCAGCGCACACUGAGUGGUUCUUUAAAGAGACAAAAGGCUCAGGCAAAGAUGCAGGCUGCCAUCCCCGUCAUCCUUAGCUCGCUGUCCAGUGUGGUGAGCAGCAGUAGCAGCCUGGCUUUCAGGACCACCUGUCUGAACAGCAUGAAGGUGCAGGACACUAAGGAGCUGGGUAUCACCCUGAAGCAGGCUCUCCUGGAUGUCACACAGAACCGAUUCAUGCCUAGCCGCAAAUGUAACAAUAAGUGUUUGCGGAGGGAAUCAGGAGACGGUGAUGUGGACAGUUCUGACCAUAAACAUGCAGCACUGACGCAGGAGGACAGUUCAGGGAGUUUGAUUGGUGCUCUUGACCACAAAGAGUUAGAUCUGGAAGCCUCACACAGCCAGACUGGUGGUGAGUCCACUACUGGGAAGAAGCCACGAGUUGCCGGGGUCAGCACACACCCCUUAGCUCACAAGCAGACAUACACGGAUCCCUGGAAGACAGCCCAGCAUGACAUACCUCAGCCCACUGCCACGGCCCACACAGCGUGCAGCGACCCUGUGCCUCGUUCUCUGGGUCAAGACAACCACGAGGAGGACCAAGUCUGGUUGCACAUGUUUGACUGGGACUGCUAGCAUGUUGCGUUCUGGGAGACUGCUCUGAGACUAGCAUGCUGCAAGGAAUUUGGUCGUUUAACAAAGGCCUUCUCCAUAACCUGUGUCUGCAUUGUUCAGUUCACUAUUAGUUAACUAUCAAUGUUAACAACAGUA
Molecule: messenger RNA, 2013 nt
Organism: Brienomyrus brachyistius
Lineage: Eukaryota; Metazoa; Chordata; Actinopteri; Osteoglossiformes; Mormyridae
Gene: top6bl
Product: DUF4554 domain-containing protein
Exons: 16
Coding region: 172-1878 (568 amino acids)
Biological process (GO): meiotic DNA double-strand break formation
Source: RefSeq, a predicted model, not a curated record